AUGGAAAGAGAGUAUUCGAUAGCAGGUAAACGUAACAUUUUGUAUGAAUGGAAGAUAAAUGAAUUUGUCUCAUUUAUUGAGUGCUACAAAGAAUGUCGAGAUUAUGAAGAACUUCGUUCGUCUAAAUUUUCAACGGGUUCUCAGAUUAAUGACAGCUGGUUUUUGCAGUUACAUCUUGAAAGAGAUGAACACACAAAAAAUAAAAAAAAAUGGAUAUCAAUAUUUCUAUACUUGUGUAAUGAAGAAAAUGUCAAAAUAAGAACACACUGUGAAUUUUUCAUUUUGGAUCAUCAGAAUGAGAAAAAAUAUUCACAUGAGUUUAACACCAUCUUUGGCUUCGAAAAAAGUUGGGGUUACCCGAAAUUUAUUGAGAUUGAAGAUUUUUUGAAAUCUCGAGAAGAAUUGUUGCCUAACGAUACUCUGACGAUUUGUAUCAGCCUCUCUAUAUUUGGCAGCUAUACGUCAAUUGUAAGUAAAGUUCCGCUGGAAGAAACCCAUAAAGUUAGUGACUCUAUAAAAGAACUUUAUGCAACUAAAUUAGCUAGUGAUAUCACUCUGGUAGUUGAUAACAAGAAAUUUUUGGCACACAAAGCUCUUUUAAUGGUACGCAGUCCAGUGUUCUCCGCGAUGUUCACCAGCGAUAUGAGAGAAACUAAGGAAAAUGAGGUUAAAAUAAAUGAUAUAGAUCCAAACAUUUUUGAAAAAGUGUUGAAGUUUAUUUAUAUAGACCAAAUUGAUCAGAUAAAUGAUAAUGAUGUUGUGGAUUUGUUGGACGCUGCAGAGAAGUUCCAGUUGCCAUCGCUCAAGAGAAUGUGUGAGAGAUCAGUUAUACAAUUUUUAAACACAGAAAAUGCAGUAAGACUUGCUACUUUAGGUGAUCUUUAUCAUUCUGAGGUGAUAUUAAAGUGCGCUACUGAAUUUAUUGUUGCCAAUAUUUUUCAAGUAUCAAAAACUCUUGAGUACGAAGCGUUAAAAAUAAAUCUAAAUAAAAAAGUUUUGAUCAACGUUUAA
This is a messenger RNA of Cotesia glomerata, 1011 nucleotides long. RefSeq names its product speckle-type POZ protein B-like. Lineage: Eukaryota; Metazoa; Arthropoda; Insecta; Hymenoptera; Braconidae. The transcript is spliced from 2 exons. The record is from RefSeq and is a predicted model, not a curated record. Gene Ontology annotation, molecular function: ubiquitin protein ligase binding. The coding region runs from base 1 to 1011 and encodes 336 amino acids. Gene Ontology annotation, cellular component: cytoplasm. Gene Ontology annotation, biological process: regulation of proteolysis; proteasome-mediated ubiquitin-dependent protein catabolic process.